AUGCAUUUCAAUCAAGACAGUUUUGGCGCAGGCUUCGCAGCCGGGCUUUUCUGCGCUCUGGCCAUCGCCGCCAUCGUCGCAUUCGUGGUGAUGCGGAUGAGCGAUAUCUACGGCCUCGGACACUGGAAGCUCAACAUCUCCUCCCGCCCUCCCUCCAUGUGGAUGAACGUCGGAUAUUGGAAAACACAAGCAGGCGCGCCAAUUGAGAAAUUCCCCGAGGCGUGCUCUGCCCUGCUCGAGCAGGUUGUCCACGCCGCCGGCCUGUCUGACCACGACCGUCCCCAUGGCUCCCUCGCAGUUCUUGACCUGGGGUUCGGCUGCGGUGACCAGACUUGGCAGCUGGCGAAGCUUGCCAACUCGCAAGGCUGGAGGGAUUUUCGCUACGUGGGACUUACCCUGAAUGACGCACAGGUUCAGACGUCGCGCCGCAAGAUUUAUCGCGAGAUUGCCGAAGCGGGGACUGGUAUCGACGCGGAGUCUUUUAGUAUGUUCUGUGCCGAUGCUGCAAAGCCUGAGACUUGGAGCUCUGCUACUGCAGAAGCUGUUCAUUCUCUCACCGAUGAGAAGUACACUGAGCGCUGGCUUCUUGCCCUUGACUGCAUCUACCACUUCUCACCGUCUAGAAAACCCGUUCUUUCGUACGCAGCCAAAGAACUAGACGCCAAUUUCAUGGCCUUUGAUCUGCUCCUCAACGAGAAAUCUUCAACUGCCGAUAUCUGGAAGGCUAGGCUUAUCGGGAAGAUGAUGGGCUGCCCGCUCAAAACGUUCCUCUCGGAGAAGGACUACAGAGACCAGCUGGUGGAGUGUGGGUACGACCGCAACGAGAUCACGAUCAAGGAGAUCACAGACGACGUCUUCUCGGGACUGGUCAGAUUCCUCGAUCGCCAAGAUCAGUUGCUUGCUGAGUAUGGGGUCACGAUGGGCGGCUUCAAAUUGGCAGGCAGACUGUUCAAUUGGUUCGACAAGUCGCGUGUCGUCAGAGCCGUGGUCGUCGUCGCUCGAACAAAGAGCAAGACAGGAUAG
Molecule: messenger RNA, 1023 nt
Organism: Fusarium sp. VM40
Lineage: Eukaryota; Fungi; Ascomycota; Sordariomycetes; Hypocreales; Nectriaceae
Source: the annotation of a GenBank genome assembly